AAGUUCUGAACUACAGAACAUCGACCUUUAAAGUGUUCACAUAUCGCCACCGCCACCAUGUCCUUCUGUAACGCCACCACAGAACAACUCUUCACCAAUGCCACUAUCUUGUCAUGGACGGAGAGCGUCAUCGUCGCCAUUGAGGAACUGCACAUCGUCAUAGCAACCGUCCACGUCGUGAUGGAGUCUGUCGGCAUGGAUGUGGAAACCAUCCCCCUGGUUCUCCACUACGUGCCCCGGGUCAUAGCCGUGCUGUUCAUCGUGCCGUGGUACAUCAUGGGAUCCCUGUACGUAAACGCCAUCAUCAUUCGCUUCUACAGCGAGAUGUACAACUUGACGGACCCUUUCGACGGCAACGCCGUUUGGCAGAAGGCACGGUGCGCGGUCUCUGCCUUCUGGGCAGUCCAGGCUAAGCUCUUGCACGGUUACGAGAUUUACGGUUAUGAGAAGCUCCCCAAGAACGGCCCUGGGCUGAUCGUGUACUAUCACGGCACCCUGCCUGUGGAUUGUUACUACAUGAUGGCGAGGAUUAAUCUGGACCAGGACAGACCCCUGUGUGCCAUGACCGACCGCUUCAUGUUCAGUAUUCCAGGGUUGAAGUUCAUGAUGGACGCGAUGGGUGUGAACCGAGGCGAGCCGGACCACUGCGUGCGGCUGCUGAAGGCGGGGAACCUGCUGGCCCUGGCGCCGGGAGGGGUGAGGGAGGCGCUGUUCGGGGAUAAACACUAUAACCUCAUCUGGAAACACAGGAUGGGCUUCGCAAACGUGGCUAAAAAGGCCGGCGUGCCCAUCUUCCCGAUGUUCACACAGAACUUGCGGGAGGUUUUCCGGACCCCACGAUUCGGAACACGCUUCCUGGAGUGGGUGUAUGAGAAAACCCGGAUGCCUGUUGUGCUCAUCUAUGGUGGAUUUCCUGUCAAACUCAGAACCUACAUAGGAGACCCUAUCUAUGACCCCAGCCUCUCCGCUCAGCAACUUGCUAAGAAGACCCAUGAUGCCAUAGAAGAGCUGAUCCAGCGCCACCAGAGGGUCCCAGGAAGCACUCUCCAUGCCCUUCUGGAGAGGUUUGUUGGACCCAGUUCCUGUGAAAAGGCCUGACCUGGUUUCCACGGAAAUAUAACUGUUCUGUGAGGCCCAACUUAAACCUUUUCCCUGCUACCUAUCCCCAUAACUCAUGCAAAUUUUGUGGCAAUUGGGCUACUUCAGCAGGGAGAAAGUUAAAUUAGCAUACUGUGGCUUUGUGCUGCUGACAAAUGCUGCAUGUAUCCUACAUCAAUGACCUAUCUCUGUACCUUGAAUGAAGGUGAAGAAAAGAUUGAUGGAGGGAGACAUGAUAUUACAGUAUGCAGAAAAAUCUGAGACUGCAUCUGCCAAUGCACAACUUUUCUGAAGAUUUCACAGAGUGCCUUUCUUUCAAGUAUAGACUGUGUACAAGGUGACAUCAGCUGCUACAAUGAAUAUGAGACAUUGAAUUAACUUGUUGAAAAUCCUAUCAAAUACAGCACACUUGCUUGAAUGAGGCUUUGAAGAAAUGGCUACUAAGAACAUUCCCCCUCU
Branchiostoma belcheri (Belcher's lancelet) is the source of this 1557-nucleotide messenger RNA. RefSeq names its product transmembrane protein 68-like. Gene Ontology annotation, cellular component: membrane. The record is from RefSeq and is a predicted model, not a curated record. Bases 58 to 1098 code for a protein of 346 amino acids. The transcript has 7 exons. NCBI's taxonomy places the organism in Eukaryota, Metazoa, Chordata, Leptocardii, Amphioxiformes, Branchiostomatidae. Gene Ontology annotation, molecular function: acyltransferase activity.